This is a messenger RNA of Nematostella vectensis (starlet sea anemone), 1539 nucleotides long. Its product is annotated as bcl-2-related ovarian killer protein. The record is from RefSeq and is a predicted model, not a curated record. The coding region runs from base 144 to 818 and encodes 224 amino acids. Lineage: Eukaryota; Metazoa; Cnidaria; Anthozoa; Actiniaria; Edwardsiidae. Gene Ontology annotation, molecular function: protein homodimerization activity; protein heterodimerization activity. Gene Ontology annotation, cellular component: mitochondrial outer membrane. Gene Ontology annotation, biological process: extrinsic apoptotic signaling pathway in absence of ligand; regulation of apoptotic process; intrinsic apoptotic signaling pathway in response to DNA damage. The transcript is spliced from 2 exons.
AAACGCUUUUACCCGAACACACCUGCAAAACAGAGAACGACUCAAUUCCCCCCAAGACCCGAAAGCCAAAAGCAAAAUCUACAGCUGUUUCGACAAUAACGCACUGAGGAAUAAUUUCAUUUCGGGGAAAUUGGCUCGCCGAAAUGCUCAAAAACGUUACGAAAAAACUUAAACCGUUCAUCGAGAAAAAGCUGAAUGAAGAAUACUUGAUAAUCUCAAGCGAGGCAAAUCUUUACUGUCUGAAUUAUAUCGAGGCGAGAUUCAAAAGACUACGAAUCGACUCUGGGCUUGAAUUCGUAAGUGCAGAAUUUAUUUCCGAGAAGAGUUCAGCGAUUUCUCUGAAAAUCAUCCAGAUAGGGGAAUUGCUCGAGACGGCCUACCCUUACCUAUACCACAACGUUUCCAAACAUUUAAAAAUCAGGUUACGAAGCGAGGUUAUUGUGGGGGAUGUUUUCAGGACUUUCGGUCGAGAGCUAUUCCGAGACGGUGUCUCAUGGGCAAAAGUGAUUGCAUUAUUCGCAUUUGCGGCGUCCAUGAGUGAAGAUUGUGUUAUGCAGGGAAGGCCAGAGCUUGUCAAGUCAAUACUUAACAAUGUCAGAGCAUACGUGCGUGAUCAUUUAGCGGUAUGGAUCCGAAAUCACGGAGGCUGGGGUGAUGUCAUGGUGAUCUUCAAGUGUAUAGAGAAGCAACGCUCGCUGUUUUUCCUCGCACGGUAUUAUGGAAAGGUUCUGCAGAGUUGGUCCGAGGCCCUGAGCAACCAGCUUUAUACCACAGCCAUGGCUGUGUACGAAUUCAUAGAGCUGCUGAAUUUUGGAUAAGAAGUAGCAGGGAUGUUGUAUAGGUAGGCCCGAUUUAAAGCCUUGUUGCGUGGGCAAAUGUACAGAUGUAAGUUGGACAAAGGACCGUGUGACCGCAACGAUAGACUGGAAAUGAGAUCUAUUCUACCAAAUACCUUAUUCCACUUAAUUUUCGCGACGUCAAAAAUAUUAGAUGACUAAAUAGACAAGGUGUUCUUGCCUAUGAAAUCCUGCCUAUCACCGAAAGACAGGAUUUCAGUCUAGCUAAACUAGCUUUCAAGGCUGUACAUUUUACUAAUUGGCCGGCACAUCUUCGGCUUCAACAAUAUGUACCUGGCAGAACUUUAAGGUCCAGCAGUGAAUUUAAACUUAGCACGGCCCACACACCUGGUACUUUCUUGUAUAAUGCCUCUCAAAUGUUUAACAUGUUACCAACUGCAACGAGAGAGGCUCGAGAUUUCACAAUGUUUAAGCGGAGCGCUAAGCUCUACUUCAGCAAUAGAGCCAGGACCAGAGUAACCACACUUAAUGCUAAAUAGGAACAUGUGUGUUUUCUUGUAUAUUUAUAUUUUAAAAUUUCAGGUUUAUAGUAUAUUAUUUAUUAUAUUGUUAGUUAGUGUAGUUUCAUUAGCAUAGAAGAGCCUCUCAUGUUGGAAUGCUAAUAAACCAUUAUUAUUUAUUAUUGUAUUAUUAUUAUAAGGUGUUUACAUAAACCUUAUUAAACGGCCAAUAUUCCCCCAAA